Messenger RNA from Ilex paraguariensis (yerba mate), 357 nucleotides. The record is from the annotation of a GenBank genome assembly. Lineage: Eukaryota; Viridiplantae; Streptophyta; Magnoliopsida; Aquifoliales; Aquifoliaceae.
AUGUGUUGCCCACAAGAACAAAAUCUGUCCCAGAUGGUCAGAGACUUCAUUGAAUCGGAGUCACCCACCAUUUUCCGUUCUUCUUCUGAAUCUCUCCAAGUUCAUCAUGAAUCCGCAUCUCUCUCUUUACAGGAGAUCCUUGAGAAUGUCACAGAUGCUGAGAUUGAAGUUCUUGGGAAGGUCUUGCUCUACUUGGACGAUACGGAACCGAUGGAUCAGAAACCCGAAAAUCUAAGGAAAUGGGUUGGAUUAAAUUUGAAAAUUGACAGUUAUGAAGCUUCUCUCUGCAAAACCUCUUGGGUCACCACCUUUGGUCGUCGUGCAGGUCUCUCUCUCUCUAUUUCUCUCUAUUUGUGA